Molecule: messenger RNA, 2612 nt
Organism: Emys orbicularis (European pond turtle)
Lineage: Eukaryota; Metazoa; Chordata; Testudines; Emydidae
Gene: SLC35B2
Product: solute carrier family 35 member B2
Exons: 3
Coding region: 33-1310 (425 amino acids)
Biological process (GO): transmembrane transport
Cellular component (GO): Golgi membrane; endoplasmic reticulum membrane
Molecular function (GO): 3'-phosphoadenosine 5'-phosphosulfate transmembrane transporter activity
Source: RefSeq, a predicted model, not a curated record
UGCCUUCUCUUGGCAGGUUAUGCCUGGCUGUCAUGCUGGCUGCUCUCCCCACCAUGGCUGCCAAUGAAGUGGUAUCGGCCGCUCUACAGGACUCGUGGGGGGACUUCUGGCUCUUCCGUUUCUUCCUUAAUGCUGCGGGCUAUGCGAGCAUCAUGGUGCCAGGGUUUCUGCUCAUCCUGUACUUCAAGAGAAAGAAUUACUUGGAGACAGGCCGCGGCAUUUGCUUCCCCGUCAUCAAGUCGUGUGUCUUUGGCAGCGAGGCCAAGUCCGCACACCCAGAUGACAUCUCCCUGGCGGCCCGGAAUGAGACCAUGGAGUCCUCCACGGCCCAGCAGAUCCUCAAGCUGCUCUUCUGUGCUGCUGGCCUUCAGGCUUCCUACCUGACGUGGGGCGUCCUCCAGGAGCGGGUCAUGACCCGAACGUAUGGGGCCACCGAGACAGAUCCUGGUGAGAAGUUCAAAGAUUCCCAGUUCCUCGUCUUCAUGAACCGGAUCCUGGCCUUCACCGUAGCCGGCCUGUACUGUGCCCUGACCAAGCAGCCGCGCCACGGCGCCCCCAUGUACAAGUAUUCCUUUGCCUCGCUCUCCAACAUCCUCAGCAGCUGGUGCCAAUAUGAGGCACUCAAGUACAUCAGCUUCCCUACCCAGGUGCUGGCCAAGGCCUCCAAGGUGAUCCCGGUCAUGCUGAUGGGCAAGCUGGUGUCGCGCAAGAGCUACGAGUACUGGGAGUACCUGACGGCGGUGCUUAUCUCGGUGGGGGUUAGCAUGUUCCUGCUCUCCAGCGCCCCCACCAAGCACCUCUCCACCGUCACCACCUUCUCAGGGGUGGUCCUCCUGGCCGGCUACAUCGUCUUCGACAGUUUCACCUCCAACUGGCAGGACGCCCUCUUCACCUACAAGAUGUCCCCGGUGCAGAUGAUGUUUGGGGUGAACGUCUUCUCCUGCCUCUUCACGAUGGGCUCUCUGCUGGAGCAGGGCGCCCUGCUGGAGUCGGCCCGCUUCAUGGCCCGCCACUCUGAGUUCGCGGCCCACGCCAUGCUGCUGUCUAUCUGCUCCGCCUUUGGCCAGCUCUUCAUCUUCUACACCAUCAAUCAGUUUGGGGCAGCCGUCUUCACCAUCAUCAUGACGCUGCGCCAGGCUUUUGCCAUCCUGCUGUCCUGCCUCAUCUACGGGCACGCCAUCACCGUGGUGGGCGGGCUGGGCGUGGCUGUGGUCUUUAUGGCUCUCUUCCUGCGCGUCUAUGCCCGCAGCCGCAUGAAGAAGCGUAGCAAGAAGCUGCCCGCCGGCGAGGUCCCAGUGCAGAAGGUUUAGGGGCCAUGGGACAGACCAUGCCCUCCUCCCCUCUCCCACUGCAGGGCACUUGCUUUAUUUCUCUUCUCUUCGUGAACCUAUUGAGGAGAGGAGGAGAAACAAUGACUCCCUUUGCCAACUGCUUUUCCUGGACAAGGAGCUGGAGUGGGCUUGGAGGAAGCGAGGUGCUUUCCGGGCCUCCACCACACCUUUCUCCUGUUGCCUUAAUAGGUCUGAGUAUUUCACUUCCCUGAGAUCACCCCAGGAACGGAGCAGGGGGCAGGUCUAGUUCCCAGGAGUGCAGCGGGGUUAACUCCUGCCCUAGCUCCAUCUGGUACUCGGGGCUUCUCUUGAAGAUUAUUUAUGAACAAGGGAGCUUUAUUCCCUGGCACUUUCUUGUCUCCAGCUUCACUCCCCAUUUCUUUCCUCACUACAGAGCCGAUAGUAAGAGAACGGCAAGAAAACACUAUCAUUUUUCUUUACAAAUACGUAUGAUUGAGAGAGAAGCUCCAGUCUCAGCCUGCCCCAGCAGCAGGUGGGGCAGGAGCGCGGCAGGAGUGCUGGCUGGACGGGGGGCAGCUCUCAGCUACAUCAGUCCCUGCCUUUCCCAGCAGGAGGCGCUGUAGGGAACGGGGCAGGAGCGUGGGGCCUCCCUAGCCACAUCCCAUACCAGGGCUGGUAAAAGAGCUGCUGCGUAGCAGUCUGAAUUUGUGGCAGGUGCCUCUUGAACAGUAGCCUUGUCCUUGCUGGCUUGGCAGGUCAUGCUCUACGCUGUCCCUGCUGGGAGCCUUCUCCAUUUGUCUCCUGGCCUGGCCCGGCCCUUCUGCUCCAUUCCGUUCGCAUUUUGUGCUGCUUUUCCUUUCUUGUUUACGUUUACUCUUGUCAUAGGUUUGAACUAGAACUCCCAGGAUCCCCUAAGGGCGCUUUCUGCUCGCUGGCUUCGGGGAUUCGUAAUUGGCUCCUGCCCUUUAGAAAAGCACAAAGAUCCCCUUCCUGGAAUAUCCCUCCUUGUUUCUCCUUUUUCCUGCCAGCAGGAGGUGCUAGCACCAGCCCACUCAGCAGCCUAGCUAGGGCUUUGUGGUAUGCAGCGGUCCCGGAGACAGGACAAAGCCCAGCCCAGGUUCCUUUUCCCUGCAUGUGGCUGCUCUCAAUCCUGGAUGCAGGGAGCCACUUGCCCUGGCUCCACCUCGGGAACCUGGGUUUGACCCAGUAACGGUUUUGUUUCCAAACAGACCAGGCCCCCCAUCUGCUAGGGGAAUGGUUUGGGUACUUUUAAAAUGCAACUUGGUCUCUUUUUAUUUUAUUAAAUUAAAAAGCUGCUGC